CCCCCUCCCCCCUUCACUUCAACCAUGGCCCGCGCGACGUUCGCGGACCCGCCCGUCUCCUCGACAUCGUCGGGGAACGGGCAGCCCACUGAGACCUCGCGCCUCAAGGACCACGCGUACACGCCCGCUUACGCGUACGUCGAGGAGGACCUUGAGGCGCUGGCCGGCGCGGACGGCGACGACGGGCGCGAGGUCGAGGUGUGGAAGCCCGGCAAGAGUGGCUUUUACCAGACUCUCCUCAACGUCCUCGGCGACCUGAUUGGCACGGGGUUGCUCGCGACCCCCAUCGCGAUCGCACAUGCGGGAUGGGUGUUUGGGCCGCUGAUGCUCGCGUUCGUCGGAGGCAUCACGCUGUGGACUCUCAAGAUCCUGCUCCGCAUUAUCGCGCAGGACCGUCGCCUGCGCAACUUCACGGAUGUUAUCGGCUUUGCCCUCGGCAAGCGGGCAGAGCGAUUUAUCACCGUUCUCUUCGUCGCUGAAGUGGCGGCCUGGGUGAUCACCCUCGUCGUCUUGUUCUCCGACUCGCUCGAGGCCGUCCUCCCCAUGUACUCGUCAAACCAGUGGAAGAUCAUCGGGCUGGUCGUCAUCAUCCCCACCAUGUUCCUCCCGCUGCACUACCUCGCCUACUCGUCCUUCUUGGGUAUCUUGAGUACAUGGGCGCUCGUUGCCAUCCUGCUCUUCACGGGCGUUGUGACGCCCGAGGGUCCCGGCUCUAUUCGCGACCCCGCGCCGACGGAUCUCUGGCCCCCUCAUGGGUGGAUGAAGUUUGCAACCGUGUUCGGCCUGAUGAUUGGUGGGUUCGGAGGACACGGCCUCAUCCCCAACCUCAUUUACGACAUGAAGAACCCGCACCAGGCCGAGCGCGUCUGCGAGGUCGCGUACGGCAUCGCCAUGGCCGUGUAUGUCAGUGUCGGCGUCUUCGGAUACCUGAUGUACGGCCACGACGUCAGCGACGAGGUCAGCCGCGACCUGGCGCGCACGCCCGGCUUCAGCCCGCUACUCGCCAAAUUCGCCGUGUGGAUGGUCGCGCUCAACCCGCUCACUAAAAUUGCGCUCGGCGUCCGCCCCCUUGCCGACGUCCUUUUCUCCUACUUCGGCCUGCACAAAACCGAGCUCGUGCCCGAGGAGGCGCCAACGCCGCGCUACGUCACCCGUCCCAGCUCGCCGACGAGCUCGCAGAACUCGGCGAUUAGCCACAACGAACACCUAUUCGCACGGCACGGCGCUGACCCGGCCGCGAGCCACUUCAGCGUUGUCGCUGAGGCGCGGCAACAGCGCUCCGAGAAGUGGAAGGAUGUCGUGCGCCCCGCCAUCCGCGUCAUUCUCGGCGUCCUGUCUGUCCUCCUCGCACUCGUCUUCCCGAGUUUCGAGGCGCUGAUGGCUCUCCUCGGAAGCGGAUUUGCCAGCAUCACGCUCAUCAUCGUACCUGUGUGGGCUGGGGCCGCUCUCUUCGGGUGGCACUGGUAUGAUUACGCAGCAAUGGCCAUUGCCACCGUCGCGGGCGUUGUAGGAUCCGUUGCUGCGUUCUGGCCAUGACACGAUGAGAGAUGGAAAUUGCCAUUAGACUCCAUGAUGCAUAUAGUGCUAUUUGC
This is a messenger RNA of Cutaneotrichosporon oleaginosum, 1592 nucleotides long. RefSeq lists its product as uncharacterized. Gene Ontology annotation, cellular component: vacuolar membrane. NCBI's taxonomy places the organism in Eukaryota, Fungi, Basidiomycota, Tremellomycetes, Trichosporonales, Trichosporonaceae. Gene Ontology annotation, biological process: amino acid transmembrane transport. The record is from RefSeq and is a predicted model, not a curated record. Gene Ontology annotation, molecular function: L-amino acid transmembrane transporter activity.